UCUACUUGUGCGAGCAGGCAUGGCGGCCUCCAUUGGACGGGGCUGUGGAACAGCAACAGGCCUGACCCGGAGCCUUGCGGCUGCCAGGGCGCUGCUCCCUGUGCCGGCCUCUGUCGCCUGCCGGACCAGCGCGGGGCCGGGCCGUCAUCAGAGCACUGGACCUUCCCAAUCCGGCGCUUUCCAGCCGCCUCCAAAACCCGUCAUCGUGGACAAGCGCCGUCCCACGCGCGAGAAAACCAGAUUCUUGAGUCCUGAAUUCAUUCCUCCAAGAGGGAGAACAAAUCCUCUGCUAUUUCAAUUAGAAAGGAAAGAUAUGUUAGAAAGGAGAAAAGUACUCCACAUUCCAGAGUUCUAUGUUGGAAGCAUUCUUCGUGUUACUACGGCCGAUCCAUAUGCCAAUGGAAAAACCAGCCAGUUUCUGGGGAUUUGCAUCCAGAGAUCAGGAGCAGGACUUGGAGCUACUUUUACCCUUAGGAAUACUAUUGAAGGGCAAGGUGUUGAGAUUUGUUUUGAACUUUAUAAUCCUAGAAUCCAGGAGAUCCAAGUGAUCAAAUUGGAGAAACGGCUAGAUGACAGCUUGCUCUACUUAAGAGAUGCCCUUCCUGAAUACAGCACUUUUGAUAUUAAUAUGAAGCCAGUAGUACAAGAAUCUAGCGAAGUUCCUGUUAAUCAGCUGAAAGUGAAAAUGAAGCCUAAGCCCUGGUCCAAACGCUGGGAGCGACCGAAGUUUAAUAUUAAAGGAAUCAGGUUUGAUCUUUGUUUAACCGAAGAGCAAAUGAAAGAAGCUCAGAAGUGGAAUAAGCCAUGGCUUGAAUUUGAUAUGAUGAGGGAAUAUGACACUUCAAAAAUUGAAGCUGAAAUAUGGAAUGAAAUUGAAGCAUCGAAAACGUCUUGAUCUGAAAAUGUAUUUAGCUCCUUGCAGGGAGUAUGCUGACUGUUAGAGGAUUUUUUGAGACCAAUUUAAUUUCAAAUGUAAGGACAUAGUUAUUAAAUGAACCAAGCAUUCGUUAUUUUAUGAAUACUAUUUUUAAAAAAAAUUAAAAUUAGUACAUCUGUUUAUUACUUUAAAAGGAGAAAUAUACAUGCCAGGUGGUCCAGUGUCUAUUCUGUUACUGGAGGCAAAGCUAAAAUAGAGUUAAACUACUACAGAAUCCUCAUACAAAAUCUGAACAAGGAAGCAGGUACACAGCCCUGACUAGUGGAUGUGUCCCCUCAGGCAGGCACAGCCCCGCCCACAUCUGCAGUCCGUAGCACCAGAGCAAUGCAGGUGGAAUGUGCUGUCUCCAUCGGAUAGGAUGUCACCAGAGAUACCCAUUUCCACUCACCAGUACUCAUCCCUUCUUCCGGUGAAGCAAAGUGGAGCAAAGGCCAGUGGCCAGGCAGGACAUGUGUACUGUCCUCUGGAGCACCAUGGCAGGGCAUAGUCACCUCGGGAGGCACUGGGGGCAGAGAACAGGGUAUCUGACCCCAGCCUCUCUGGGUCUGCCAAGCCGCUCUCCUCCCCACUUCCAAAUCCCCCUGACCCAGUCCCCAGGAGCCAGGCCAGGAGCCCACAGCUGUGGGGGCUCUGGCUUCAUGGGCAUUGUCAGGUCUCCACGUCCAUUACCCUUGGAGGAGACCGAAAACAGUCUCUAAAACCUUAAUCGGACCAUGUCUCUUCCCUGCUUAAAAUGUU
This is a messenger RNA of Pteronotus mesoamericanus, 1675 nucleotides long. RefSeq names its product mitochondrial ribosomal protein L19 (gene MRPL19). Gene Ontology annotation, cellular component: ribosome; mitochondrial large ribosomal subunit. The record is from RefSeq and is a predicted model, not a curated record. Gene Ontology annotation, molecular function: structural constituent of ribosome. The coding region runs from base 20 to 895 and encodes 291 amino acids. The transcript is spliced from 6 exons. Gene Ontology annotation, biological process: translation. Lineage: Eukaryota; Metazoa; Chordata; Mammalia; Chiroptera; Mormoopidae.